Molecule: messenger RNA, 678 nt
Organism: Epithele typhae
Lineage: Eukaryota; Fungi; Basidiomycota; Agaricomycetes; Polyporales; Epitheliaceae
Product: phosphoglycerate mutase-like protein
Exons: 4
Coding region: 1-678 (225 amino acids)
Cellular component (GO): cytoplasm
Molecular function (GO): phosphatase activity
Source: RefSeq, a predicted model, not a curated record
AUGGCCCCCGCAACCGAGAAGCGCAUCUACCUCACCCGCCACGCCGAGGCGGAGCACAACGUUUCCUCCGACUGGUACAUCCCCGACGCGCCGCUCACCCCGCUCGGGCGCACGCAGGCCGCGUCGCUGCACGCCGCCACGCUCGACACCGUCCAGGCGGACGCGGCGCUGCUCGUCACGAGCGGCCUCCGCCGCACGCUCUCGACGACCGUCGUCGGCUACGCGACCCUCCGCGCCCGGCUCGAGGCCGCGGGCACCCCCGUCGCCGUCCUCCCCCAGCUGCAGGAGGCCAACGAUCUCCCGUGCGACACCGGCUCCCCGCGCGAGACGCUCGAAGCCGACCCCGAGUACGCCGGGCUGGACUUCGCCCAGCUCACGCCCGACUGGACGUCCAAGGCCGGCUUCUACGCCUCCUCCCCCGCCGCGCUCGCCGCGCGCGCACGCUGGGUCCGCGCCUGGCUCCGCGCGCGCCCCGAGCCGCGCAUCGCGCUCGUCGCCCACGGCGACUUCCUCCGCUGGCUCGUCCAUGGCCGCAACGACCACGCGCCGUGGGCCAACGUCGAGGUGCGCGAGUACACGUUCGCCGCCGAGGACGACGAGGACGCGCGCCUCGUGCCCGUCGCCCGCUUGGUCGCCGACCCGGCUGGGGACGCGCCCACGUCUUCCUCCAAUGCCUGA